Perkinsus marinus ATCC 50983 is the source of this 559-nucleotide messenger RNA. Its product is annotated as Serine/threonine/tyrosine-interacting protein, putative. The annotation marks the transcript as partial. Gene Ontology annotation, biological process: negative regulation of SCF-dependent proteasomal ubiquitin-dependent catabolic process; regulation of ERK1 and ERK2 cascade; protein dephosphorylation. Gene Ontology annotation, cellular component: nucleoplasm; cytoplasm. The record is from RefSeq and is a predicted model, not a curated record. Lineage: Eukaryota; Perkinsozoa; Perkinsida; Perkinsidae. Gene Ontology annotation, molecular function: F-box domain binding; protein tyrosine/serine/threonine phosphatase activity. The transcript has 6 exons.
UCUCUGUAAUCGAGAUGUACCAGCGCAUUAUCUACUUGUCAAGGCUCAUGAAAUGUCCGAUGACUUUCCCUUUCUACCACCAGUAAAGGUAUGGGACUACGAUAUGAAACGUGAGGCCCAGGAGAUACUCCCCAACCUCUACCUCGGCCCGUUCGGUUGCGCUCGUGAUCUCGAUGUCGUACGGCGGGUCGGAAUCACCCAUAUCGUCGUCGUCCGGAGUGUCGAGGAGAGUCGUUUUUUGAGAGAGAAAUUCGUGGAUGAUGGCAUAAGAUACCUCACUAUCGAUGCCCGAGACUCGCCCUUCGAGAAUAUGAUACGACACUUCAAGCCCGUCAGUGAAUUCAUCAAUUCAGUUUUAUCAUCUAGUCCAUCACACAAGAUACUAGUGCACGGUAAUGCAGGCCUUUCACGUUCAUCUACUCUUGUGGCUGCUUACAUAAUAGCAAGAUACGGUCUUAGCACAGACGAAACGCUCGCUUAUAUUCUAACACGACGGCAUUGCUGUGCUCCCCACGAAGGUUUCAAGAAUCAACUCAGAGAGUAUGAGGCCCUUUGCAGG